UCCACUCUCCUGAUCCCUACAUCUCAUCUCUCUCUCCAAGCUUUCCUCUCUCCCUCCCUCCUCUCUUUUCUCGCAUCCUCCAUGAAUCCCCAUCAUGGCCGCCGGCCGUUGAGCCGCAUGCUGCUCCUGCCCUCACGCCGGCACCACUCUACGUGUAGUUGCUGCUGCCACACAGCCACACAUCCUCGCUCUCAUCAAUUAGGCCGGUGGGAAGAACAACACCAGUUACCCCUCCCAGAAGCUCAUCUCCCUCGUCUUCGCCUCUAGCUCUUGCAAGUGCCACUGCACGUAUGUUGGUGUUGUCUCAUCAUUAAGGGUGUCUCACACUCGAUACUAGGCGGUUGCUCCUCGUCUAUUCCUCCACCCCAGCAACCUCACUGACCUACUCCUAGCUGGAUGCGCAUCAAUCGAGGGCUCCUGUUCAUCGAGGAGGCUAGUUAGCCGCUAGCCUCGACGGGAACCAGAGUUGGUGAGCAUCGGAUGAACCCAUCUCUCGGUGAUUUUGCACUAGCUGGUCGAUGAUAUUUUAUUACUAUUUCUCCUUAUUGGGAUUUUUUUAGAUGUUGCAAUUUUUUAUUUUAGAUGUUGCAAUUAAUUAUUCUAAGUGUUUCAUCGAAUGAGUUUUGAGGUUGAGGCUACUUCCUUUUGAUCUUCUAGCCUAUGUGUAUGGGUGUUGCAAUUUGUGACUUUUAGAUGUUGCAAUUGAUGAUUACAAGUGUUGCAUCAAUUGAGUUUUGUUUUUGAGGUUAGCCUUUUUUACGUUGCAACUCAUGUGUUCGGAUGUUAUAUCAAUUUUUUUAUCACACCCUAAACUAUUUAAUUUUAUGAUGUGAAUAUGUUUUACAAUGUGUUCAUCCAUCUUUAGGAUUUUUCGAAAAUUUUUCAGAUAUUUCUGACAAUUAUCCUCUUUUUUAUAGAGCUAAAUCCAUUUAUUGGAAAGUUAUAAAAUCUUUUUCUCAAAUUCCAAGUAUUUUAUUUGGAUUCCUAGUGUCCCAAAUUAUCUUCAGAGUAUUCCUCGUAAUUUUUGGAAUUCUUCUGGAUAUAUUUUCUAUGGUUUAAAAGAUUUAUCUAAACUUUUCUAGAUUUGUUGUAAUCCUGAAAAUGUAUUCUGGAUAAAUAAAAUCAUUUAUUUUUUCAUCUCUGGAUGGAUUCAACCCGUUUCGGAUCUAAUUUGUCCAAACACCAAGAACCGUACCACACACAAGCUUGAACCUGGCCACCACGCUGGUCACGUCGUUGGUCAUGUUUCUAUCCCAACUUCUCAUCGUCGUCAGACCGAAUUGCUUCAUCGCUAUCCGCCCUUUAUCUCUAUCGUAUACAACACCAUAAGAUGCCCUCAUCAUGUUCCUCGUUCUCUAGUCUUUCUCACUGAUCAAAUAACGCUCGAAAUAGAGCUAUGGCUCUAUUUCGGUGUUUCCUGACAAUGCUCUGAUGUUAUAAAUACUAGAUACGAUAAUAUGUGUUGCCACCAAUCAACCCGUCUCUCGCUCAUCUCGUUCCUUUUUAGCCUAAUCUCCCCGGCCCGUUUCUCCCCUCGGCCGAAACCGCUCAGCGGAUCUAUUUUUGGUUUUCCCUUCUCUGCACACCACUAAAAUGCUCCAUGUCUCCCUCUCUCCAACCAACCGUGGGCCCCAAUCGUCAUACUCUUCUCCUUCCUUGUUUCCUUCCUUCCUGUGACCAAGCCGAACUGAGCAGGGGAAAGCUUGGACUCCCCGCGACACACCCCUCAACCAGGUAAGCCCAGCUAUCCUCCUAGGCCACGCUUCUCCGGGCCUGCCUAGGACCCGACCUAGCCCGGCAAGCAACACCGAUGAUCGAGUCCUAGCACUGCACGAUGCAGCAUCACCGCUGCCGCAACCCCUGGGCGUACGCGCCAUGCGUGCCCAGCUGCCACGCCUAUAAAUUGCGGACACCCGAGCCCCUAUGCCCCUGCUCCCCACGUGUUCCGUUGCUGCCCACGUGGCAAACCCUACUGCCGCACGCCCCCUGCCGCGAGCCCUCGCUGUUAGCAGUACAUGUGUACCGGUGGCCCACGUUCCUUACCUCUCCAUGUAACUAGUUAGGUUUGUUAGUAGUGCAGUUGUUGGCUGACUGUUUCAGCUGUGUACAUGCAUAUAUACUGCAAGGCAAGGACCAAUAUGUGUGUGAUUGUUGUGAUCCAUUCCAUUUUGUCAUUGCUUACAUGGUAUCAGGCGAUCUCUGAUCCUGAUUUUCUGCUGCCUCCCUCCUCCACCGCUUGCUUCCUCCCGCUGCUGCCGCCAUGGUCUCCUCCUCCUCCUCAUCCUCCUCGUCGGACUCUGACUCCAACGCCGGCUCUUCUCUGCCCAACACACUGCCGUCACUAGCGAGCCGGCUUCUCCGGUGGUCGUCCACGGCAUCAACAUCCAGUCACGUGUUCCCAUCGUUGGACCUCAAGGACGCCAACUGCACCGUCUGGACUCGCGCGUUCUCCGCCAUCUUCAGUCAAUACGGCCUCUACAACCACAUCGAUGGCUCCACCACGCCCGGCGACUCCGAUUGGGUGCAAAACGACUGCACCAUUGUUUCCUGGCUUUACAACCGCAUUGCCCCCGGAUCUCCUUGCCUCCGUCCCACCAAUGAGGACUCCGCUUACUCCCUCUGGCAGGGUGGUCAUGAGAUCUUCCAUGUCAACAAGAACUCACGCGCUGUCUAGCUUAAUGCUCAGUUCAGGAGCUUUCUUGAGGGGGACAUGACCGUGCUCGCCUACUGCAUGCUCAUGAAAGCCAUGGCCGAUCACCUUGCAGAUCUGGACUCCCCCGUCACCAACCGUGAUCUUGUCCAGAACAUCAUCUGCAGCUUCAACCCUCGCCUUCAUCACUACAUCCCCCACAUCACCCUACGCAAGCGCCUGCCCUCCUUCCACAAGACCAGAUCCAUGCUCCAACUCGAGGAACACCGCCUCGCUGAGAAUGACAAACUGAAGGCUGAGAAUGCCCUCAUCACUCAGGCUCAGGCUCAGCGCGACAGCCAGGUUCCUCCCUGGUAAGUCGACAUCCCGAGCAGCUCCUUCUCCAGCAACACCACCCAGUCGCCCACCACGACGCCCUCCUACAAGAAAAGGAAGAAGAAGAAGCCGACCACUACCAGCUCGUCUUCCUCAACAUCUACUCCUGCCUCUGCACAGUCAGGGUUCUCCCCCAAUAUCAACCCAUGGACGGGCAUGGUGCAGGCGUGGCCCUUUCCACCGGCGUCCCGUCCCGGCGCCGGCCUCCUCGGCACACGUCCUCCAUCAGGUGCACCGCAAGCUCACGUCGCCAGCAGUGCUCUGGCCGAUGGAUUCACGACGUUGCAGCUCGAUCCACCACUGCUUGCUGCCCUGACGAGUCUCUCCCUUCCAAACUCGUCUCCUGGUGGUGACUAGUUCGUUGACACAGGAGCCUCGUCUCACAUGGCCUCGGGAUCUUGUAAUUUUACAUCUCUAACCCCUCAUUCUUCUUGUUCUCGGAUCAUUGUGGGCAAUGGGUCUGCUCUACCCAUCACGCACACUGGCUCCGGUUCUGUUUCUACCACAUCUUCCCCUCUUCUACUAAAUAAUGUUCUCAUAUCUCCUGCUCUCAUCAAGAAUCUGAUUUCAGUUCAUGCCUUAACUAGAGACAACAAUAUUUCCAUUGAAUUUGACAAAUUUGGUUUCUCUAUUAAGGAUCCACACACGAAGUCAGUGAUUCUCUGCAGUGAUAGUGAUGGCGACCUCUACCCUCUCCACAGGACGAUGUCGACAUCCUCUCACAGCCUUACUGCAAUAACAGCUGAUCUUUGGCAUGAGCGUCUCGGCCAUCCCGGCCGUGACUCUUUUCAGCGUUUGCUUUCAUCAUCUUCUUUCACUUGUAAUAAGGAAUUGUCCCACACUUGCCACGCCUGUCGAUUUGGAAGCACGUUCGGCUACCAUUUGCAUCUUCUACUUCCAAGACAGUAGCUCCAUUUGAACUUAUACACUGUGAUGUUUGGACGUCGCCUAUUGCAAGUUUUACUGGUUUUCAUUAUUAUCUUGCUCUGUUUGAUGACUUCACACACUUUGUAUGGACAUUUCCACUCAAGAAUAAAUCGGAUGUUGCUGAUACUCUGAUGCACUUUCAUGCCUAUGUUCGUACACAGUUUGGUCGACCUAUCCUCACGGUUUAGUCUGAUAACGGCAGGGAGUUUGACAAUCACAAGCUGCGUACAUUCUACUCCACGAACGGGAUUGUUCUUCGCUUGUCCUGCCCUUAUACCUCACCACAAAAUGGCAAGGCCGAGAGAAUACUUCGAACCCUAAACGACGGCAUCCACGUUCUUCUUCUCCACGCUGCUUUGCCUCCUCAGUUCUGGGUCGAAGCCCUCCACACCUCCAACUUUCUUUUCAACUGGCGACCAUGCAAGCCCAAGGCUCUUGACACUCCCUUCCUUCUUCUGUUCCAGCGAGUGCCUGAUUACUCGGUCCUUCGUGUGUUCGGCUGCCUCUGUUACCCUAACACUACAGGCACCAGUGGUCAUAAACUUGCUUCACGAUCAAUGGCUUGUGUUUUCAUUGGCUACUAGCAGGAACAUCGUGGAUACCGGUGCUAUGAUCUGGGAACCCGGCGUGUUAUUAUCUCGCGUCACGUCUACUUCAACGAGCGCAUGUUCCCGUUCCGGUUCGCUGUAACACCGUCCUCAUCUCCGCACGGCUACAACCCCUGGUCACCCGAUCCUACAACGACGGCAGGUCACGCUCAACAGCCGCCUGUUCCUGGUCCACCAGCUCGCAGCGGCAUCCCAGCUCCUGCGGCGCCAACAAGUGCGACUUCCUCAGCAUCUCCAGCUGCACCAACACGUUCCGGCUCGUGUGCACUAAACUCGUCUCCCAAAGGCGGCCUCGUGCAUCCUUCUGGACCGUCAUCACCGCGUUCUCCAUCACCAUCACCGACUCCUGCACCACCGGCGGUCGACCGCGCUCCGGCUCUCCAUCCGAUGACCACCCGCUCUGGCGUCGGCACCGUCAAACUGAAUCCAUGCUAUGCGGGUGUCUCGACCACCUCGACGGCCAUCUCUCCCAUUCUCAAGACGGUCCAUGCGGCACUCCAUGACCCACACUGGCGGGCAGCCAUGGAGGCUGAGUACAAUGUUCUCGUCGCCAACAACACCUGAGAAUUGGUUCCCCGGCCGUCCGGUGUCAACGUCAUCAGCGGAAAAUGGAUAUUCCGGAUCAAAUACAAAGAGGACGGCAGCCUCGAUCGGUAUAAGGCGCGGUGGGUCUUUCACGGAUUCUUCCAGCGUGCCGGAAUCGAUUAUGGUAAAACAUACUGCCCGGUGGUCAAAUCAGCGACGGUUCGCACUGUCCUGGCAUUGGCAAGCUCUUGUGCCUGGCUGGUGCACCAGUUGGACGUCAACAACGCCUUCCUCCACGGCUUCAUCGACGAGAACAUCUACACUCGCCAGCCAGCCAGCUUCGUGCACUCCGUUCACGGCGAUCGUGUGUGCAAGCUCAACAAGAACCUCUGUGGCUUGAAACAAGCUCCACGCACGUGACGGCAUACCUCCUUCUAUAUGUCGACAAUACCGUUCUCACAGCUUCAUCGACUGAACUGCUCCGUCACAUCACGACGACAAUCAACAACGAGUUCAAGCUCAAGAACAUGGGGACUCUUCACUAUUUUCUCUGCAUUCAAGUGCAGCGUUCCAGCUCGGGAUUCUUCCUUCACCAGCACCAAUAUGCACUUGACAUCCUUGAACGUGCAGACAUGCAAGAUUGUCGCCCGUGCUCGACGUCAGUGGACACCAAUGGGAAGCUCUCGGCUGCCUCCGGCACGACUCUCAGCGCUGAUGAUGCAUCGUCAUAUCGAAGCAUUGUUGGUGCUCUUCAAUACAUGACGAUGACCCGUCCGGACAUUCAGUUCGCAGUACAACAAGCUUGCCUGUACAUGCAUGCCCCGACGACAGAUCAUCAGGCACUGGUCAAGAGGAUCCUUAGGUACAUCCGUGGCACAAGCUCCCUUGGUCUCCAUCUAUGUCGCUCCAGCAAGCUUGAUCUUGUGGCGUUCUCGGACGCGGACUGGGCUGGCUGCCCGGACACGAGAAGAUCAACGUCUGGGUUCUGCAUAUUUCUUGGUGAUGCUAUGGUUUCCUGGUCUUCCAAAAGACAAACGACAGUGUCAAGGUCCAGUGCGGAAGCCAAGUACCGUGGCGUCGCAAAUGCGGUAGCUAAGUGCACCUGGCUUCGUCAGGUGUUAGAAGAACUUGGAUUCAACCAAGCCAAAGCAACGGUAGUCUUCUGUGACAACGUGUCUGCAUGUUACUUGAGCACAAAUCCAGUUCAUCAUAGACCAAUGAAGCAAAUUGAGCUCGACGUUCAUUUCGUCCGAGAAAAGGUGGCUCUCGGUCAGUGCCAGGUCUUGCACGUUCCCACAACACAGCAGUUCGCUGAUGCUAUGACAAAAGGCCUACCAACGAGGUUUGAAGAGUUCAGAACCAGUACGUGCGUCUCCAGCAACGACGGCGCUCACACUGCGGGGGGUGUUAGCGGUACAUGUGUACCGGUGGCCCAUGUUCUUAGCUCUCCGUGUAACUAGUUAGGUUUAUUAGUAGUGCAGUUGUUGGCUGACUGUUUCAGCUGUGUACAUUCAUAUAUACCGCAAGGCAAGCAUCAAUACCUGUGUGGUUGUUGCAUCCAUUCCAUUCUGUCAUCGCUUACACUCGCGCCUCCUGCAGCUAGCGCCGCCUUCGCCCUACCGGCCCCCACG
Panicum hallii is the source of this 6716-nucleotide messenger RNA. RefSeq lists its product as uncharacterized. The transcript has 2 exons. The record is from RefSeq and is a predicted model, not a curated record. NCBI's taxonomy places the organism in Eukaryota, Viridiplantae, Streptophyta, Magnoliopsida, Poales, Poaceae. Bases 5613 to 6545 code for a protein of 310 amino acids.